UCGGCCUUGGGUCGAACCCUGUUUUCCCUCGUUUGCUCAAUAACCCCCAGCAGCCGCCAGCCGCCUCGUCGGCGGCGUUACGGCCCACCUCUCGCCGGCGCAACGCCCUCUUCCUCCACCGGAACUACCCCUAGCUUAUUCGGCGGCGCCGCCGCCUCCGCAGCUAGCAUCCGGAGCCUCUUCGGCCGCGCCUGCCACCGCCUCUGCGGCUACCACCCCGAGCCUCCCAGUCCCAGCUCCCCCCCUCGCCGGCGAUGGCCGUGCCUCCGGAGACGACGGAGGCGCCGCCCCCGCCGGAAUAUAGAGAGGGGACUACUAAGGAUGGCGUUGAGGUGUGCCUGUUUGACGAAUCAGCAGAUGGGUUCUCAAGAGCGGUGCGCGCCAUCUCGGAGCUCGCCGACUUGGAGCCCGAACCAGACUUCACUGAAGCGGAAGUCGAGCGGCUUGCCUCCUCAAUAACGUUCCUCAGAGAAUGGAGGCACUUCUCUUAUGAGCCAAAAGAUGUAAGUUUCAAUAAUGGCAUCGAGUCCACUUCAUCAAGAGAUGACAUGCACAGUAUAACCUUAACACAGUUUUCAUCUGUGUCUGUUCCCCAGAUCACACAGCAGGAAGAUCGGAAGGAUAAUACAGUCAGUUUUGAUUUUAUGUUAUUCGCUGGGGGAAAUGUCUGGGCCUUGGACUGGUGCCCAAGCUUGUGCGACAAGUCUGGCUCUUCUAUAAACUGUGAGUAUCUUGCUGUUGCUGCUCACCCUCCUGGUUCUUCUUACCAUAAAAUUGGUAUGCCCUUAACCGGGAGAGGUAUUAUUCAAGUUUGGUGUCUCUUAGCACCAUUUGAAGACGCACAUUCUCGUCGGCCACUGGAUGCAUGCAAUAGUAUUAGUCGGAGAGGAAGACCUAGAAAAAUACCAGAUGGGACUAAUUCUGUUGGUUGUUCAUCCAACCCACCAAAGCCAAGGGGGAGGCCAAGAAAGAGACCUUGUAAUGAUCAGAUGGAACCUGUUCCAAAAAGACCAAGAGGCAGACCGAGAAAAUAUCCACUGCCAAUUGGUAAAUUGGAAGAUUCAUCCCAAAAUAGUGGAUGUCAGGAUAUUGUUCUGUUUGAUCCUCUUGCCACUUCAACAGGUAUUCCCGACGACCUUCCAUUGGCUUAUGCCUUGCCAACCAUGAAUCCUGUGGAAUCAACUCCAAAAAGAGGUAGAGGGCGACCUAGGAAAAUCCCAAGUGACAAACUGACAGGUUCAUCUGGUGCUGUAUCCAAAGAUGAGUGUACAGAGCCUUCUCCAACAACUGCAACCUGUGCCAAACCAAAGAGACCACGUGGGAGGCCUCGAAAGUAUCCGGUUCCGAUCAACGACAAAUCUGCUUCAGGCGCUGAUGUUGAUUUAGGGGAAGAGACAACUUGUCAGCCUCUAACAGGUCCAUCUGGUGCUGUAUCAAAAGAAGAUGUGUGCAGAGAGCCAUCUCCAACAACUGCAAUCUGUGCAAAACCAAAGAGACAAUGUGGGAGGCCUCGAAAGUAUCCAGUUCCAAUCAACUAUAAAUCUGUUUCAGGCGCUGAUGUUGAUUUAGGGCAAGAGACAGUUUGCACAGAGUUUAAUGCUAAUUUAAGUAUUGUUGCAGUUGAUGCAGCUUUGCCAAUUGUUCAAAAAGUGACCAGUUCGCCUGCCACUGUAGUAAAAGAAAGUGCAUGCAUAGAACCAUCUCCAAAUACUGCCACUCGUAAGCAACCAAAGAGGACACGGGUGAGGCCUCAAAAGUAUUCAGAUACUGAUAUUGAAUUAGGGAAACAUACAACUGGUCAGCCUGUUUCAUCAGAAUGCAGUUUGGACCACACUGCUUGCACAGAGUCUAAUUUAAGCAUUGUUGCAGUUGAUUCAGCAUCACUAUUUACAUCUUCAACUACUGCAACUUGUCAGAAGUCGAAAGGUCAGAGGAGUAGAGCACAAAAUAAGAAAACAAUUUCUGAUGCACUAUGUUCCCCAGUUGUUUCUGGUGUUGAAUCACGGAGCAUGUGUUCCAGACAACUAAAUGGUGCAACAGCCUCUGUUGAAAGUGCUUUACUGAAGAUGGUAUCAGUGACAAGUGGCCUUUGUUCUGCUAGCAUGUUAAACUUUGAGGACAAUGUACACCGAGGCGCUCUUUCAGGUGAUUCUUUACAGCCUAUCAAGAUUUCACCUAAAUCAAGGGAGUCAAGUGGUAGGAAGGGAAGAGGAAGGCCUAAGAAGAGUCUGCUUUCUGUUGGAACUAGUUGUUUAGUGGCUUCUGAUGCCAACUUCCCAGUGACAACAUCUGUACUUCCCAGUGACAACAAUCUCACAUCUUUGGUCAAGAGUGAUGGUGAAUUUAUAGCAAGUAAUCUUGGUUCGAUUGGUUCAAGUGGGCUUGGUGUUGAGAAAUCUGGUGUUCAUGCGGGUGUUGUACCAUCUGAUGCUGCAUCACCAGGGCAUGGCUUAUAUAAUGCAAAUUUUAAGGAAGAAUCAAGUACCAAAAGAGGAAGUGGUUCUAGGAAGAAGCUUGUUUCAACUGUGCACAGUCAUUUUACAGAUUUUAGUGGCAAAGAACAAAAAACAAAGACAACUCAAAAGUCGAGCGAUCCUGUGAUCUUGGUUGAAAAUUGUAUGAAUGGACCAUGCCCCAGGAAAGGUGGGGGGCAACCUCAAAGGAUACCUGCUUCAAAUGAGAGUACUAGCACAUCUGUUGGUGAUGAAACACACACAAUGGAGAGAUUUCUCACACCUAUGACAACCGGACCACCUAGAAGUGAAGACAUGGCUGAUGAGGCUGGUUUGAUUCAAGCUAACAAUGGAAUUGUUAAUUGUGAAGGCAUGAAACUAAAUGAAAGGAUUGCAGCCAAUGUUACUUCUCAUUGUAACGAAAAUGCACAAACAAAUCAAGUUGCACCCAAUUUCAAGAACAGUGAUAGGCUUAUUGAUGAAGUGGAAGCUACAGAACUCGUACCACUCAAGGAACCAAGGGAAGAUGUCAAUAUGUUUUGUAGUGUAGAAAACUCAAACUCUUCUCCAAUCCCAAAAGACAUUGCUCUACCAAGGCUUGUCUUGUGUUUAGCUCACAACGGCAAAGUUGCUUGGGAUAUCAAAUGGAAGCCUCCUGUAGUAAGUCAGCCUGAACAGAAAUCACGCCUGGGUUUCCUUGCAGUAUUGUUGGGGAAUGGCUCUCUUGAAGUGUGGGAAGUUCCAUCACCAUGCAUGAUCCAGAAAAUAUAUUCCCCCUCUAAGGUAGAGGGUUCCGACCCUCGUUUUCUAAAGCUACAACCUGUAUUUAGGUGUGUCAAAGUGAAGUGCGGGAACAGACAAAGCAUUCCCUUGACAGUUGAUUGGUCACCUUCUCCUCCUCAUGAUAUGAUAUUGGCGGGUUGUCAUGAUGGAACGGUUGCUUUAUGGAACUUCUCAAUGAACCUGUCAUCACAAGAUUCAAAACCUUUUAUGUGCGUCAUUGCUGAAUCUGUUCCCAUUAGAGCUCUUUCUUGGGCACCUUAUAUAAGCGACGAAAACAUAAAUACCUUUGUUACUGCUGGAGCAGAUGGUCUAAAGUUCUGGGAUUUAAGAGAUCCAUACCGUCCUCUUUGGGAGCUAACUACUGCUCCAAGGGCUGUAUUAAGUCUUCAGUGGUUAAAGGAUGGAAGGGGGAUUGUCAUCUCAAUGGAAGAUGGUACAUUGAAGUUUCUGAGCUUGCCCCGGAUUGCAAAUGAUGUCCCAGCCACUGGAAGGCCAUUUGUUGGAACAAAAAAUCAGGGCGUUGCAACUUAUCAGUUAUCAGAAUAUUUGAUUUGGAGUGUCCACGCCUCAGACACUACAGGUUGUGCUGCUUUACUGUGGGGCAGAUGGUACUGCUGUGUGCUUCCAGCUUACUCCGAGGUUCUGGGAGAAGGAACCUGGGCGGAACCGUGUUCCUUAUUUCCUCUGUGGAUCAUUAUCAGAGGAUGGAGAAAAUAUUAAGAUUGGCAGCAGACCGCAAACAUCUCCAUUACCAAAUGUUCCUGUGGCGAACAAAAAGGGUCCAAAACCGUGCCAAAAUAUAGUUCAGGCCCUGCCUGCAGGCAAUGUCAUUGGUAAUCCAGCACUUGGCGAUGAUCAAAAUGAUGGACACAACGAAGAACAAGGAGCAGGUGCUGAAAAUCCAGAACCUGGCGAUAAUUUUGAUGAUGGACAGAAUGAAGGAGGAGCAGGUGUUGUCAAUCCUGAACUUGGCGAUCAAGAUGGACACAGCGAAGAACAAGAAGCAGGUGCUAUAGUUUUAGUUGGCCCUACAGAGCAAGAGGAUGAUGGCACAUUGAACAGCAAGGGCAGUGAAUCCCCUAAAGACUUUGAGGUCUUCCCUCCCAAAUCCGUCGCAUUGCAUCGAGUGCGAUGGAACAUGAACAAAGGUAGUGAGAGAUGGCUGUGCUACGGAGGUGCUGCAGGCAUCGUGCGGUGUCAGAGGAUCUAAAGACAAAGGCCCAGUUGGCUAAUGCUCCCCGCGAAACAGGAUAAUAUGCUCACAUCCUUAGUAACUGAUGGAAGUAGGCUCUGUUGCAUUCUUUCCGCUACUUUUAACCUGGUCGUCUAGGUUGGUUUUCUUGGUUGCUCCAAACUGUUCAAUGUAAUCAUGCAACUAUGCAAGAGAACCAAUACAACAGAUCUUCCUAUCCUAGGAACUCGUGGGGGAGCUAUGUAGGAAUAGAAGCCACCUGUUCUGAAUACACUGGGAUGGAAAAUAAAGUCCCGGUUCUGACCA
Setaria italica (foxtail millet) is the source of this 4734-nucleotide messenger RNA. RefSeq lists its product as uncharacterized. The transcript has 14 exons. The record is from RefSeq and is a predicted model, not a curated record. Gene Ontology annotation, cellular component: transcription factor TFIIIC complex. NCBI's taxonomy places the organism in Eukaryota, Viridiplantae, Streptophyta, Magnoliopsida, Poales, Poaceae. The coding region runs from base 255 to 3956 and encodes 1233 amino acids. Gene Ontology annotation, molecular function: DNA binding; protein binding. Gene Ontology annotation, biological process: transcription by RNA polymerase III; regulation of DNA-templated transcription.